Molecule: messenger RNA, 1412 nt
Organism: Oncorhynchus kisutch (coho salmon)
Lineage: Eukaryota; Metazoa; Chordata; Actinopteri; Salmoniformes; Salmonidae
Product: olfactory receptor 6N1
Exons: 1
Coding region: 145-1080 (311 amino acids)
Biological process (GO): detection of chemical stimulus involved in sensory perception of smell; G protein-coupled receptor signaling pathway
Cellular component (GO): membrane
Molecular function (GO): olfactory receptor activity; odorant binding; G protein-coupled receptor activity
Source: RefSeq, a predicted model, not a curated record
GCAAGAAGACACAUGGACACAAGUUUCUGAGCCUAAACAGAAUCAGAUGAUUCACUCUUGAAUUCAUUCACCUCCAUACACACUGAAGCCUUGUAAGGACUACGAAUUGCUGCAUUGACCAGAGGAAGAAAAGUAACAAAAGCUAUGGAGAACUCAACCCAAGUCAAGUUAUUUUAUCUCUUUGGCUUACAAGAGACAUUUAACAACAAAUCUGUUUAUUUUAUAUUGCCUCUUAUCACAUACCUUCUCAUCAUCACUGUGAAUUUGACUCUGAUCAUAACAGUCAUUCAGGAGAAAGGUCUCCAUGAGCCCAUGUAUAUCUUUCUGUGUAGUUUAUGUAUCAAUGGAUUGUAUGGAACUGCUGGUUUCUACCCCAAGUUGUUACUGGACCUUCAGUCAGAUGUUCAGGUGAUAUCUUAUGGUGGAUGUUUCACUCAAGCCUAUGUCAUAUACACAUCUGUCAUGUGUGAAAUUUCUACUCUAACAGUGAUGUCUUACGACAGGUAUGUGGCAAUAUGUAGACCACUACUAUAUCAUACCAUUGUGACAUCUUUAACUGUUAGAAAUUUACUCUUAUUUUCUUGGUGUUGUCCUUUAUUUAUAGCACUCAUAGCACUUAGUUUAGCUGUCAGAAUUUCUUUGUGUGGAUCUCGCAUUGAUAAGAUAUUCUGUGACAUUCCGUCUAUACUGAAACAUGCAUGUUUACCCAUAACCUUCAAUCAGAAUUUGAACAAAUUUGUAAUAGUGGUUAAUGUUUUACAGAUACUUUUCAUUGUAUUUUCUUACUGUCAGAUUGUCAGGACUUGUGUAAAGUCAGCAAAGGGAAGGAUUAAGUUCACACAGACAUGUGUGCCACAUUUAAUAACGAUAUUUAUUUUCAUCACAGUGACCCUGUUUGACAAUUUGCAAGGGUGGAAUAAUGUAAAUAGUACACUAAAUAUGCGUAAUGCAAUGGCUGUACAAUUCCUUGUUAUACCACCUGUCUUUAACCCUCUCAUAUAUGGACUUAACCUCCAGAAGAUUCGAAGGGCAGUUUUUAGAAAGUGUAAUGCACAUAAAAUCAUUGAUAUGAAAUGUUAGUUACAUGAUCCUACACAACAGGGAAACUGCUUUAUGUCAGAAGCAAGGAUAACGUGGGCCUUGGUCAACCAAAAGUGGUCUUUUCUUUCAACCAAUCGAUUUGUCUAAAUUUGAAAACAGAUUUUUCCAUAUAUAGACACAUCCAAUGUGCCUAUUUAACUUACCAUUUCUACCAACCUGCGAGACAGUUAUGAUUUUCAUAGGCACAUAUUCAUGGAACAAUUUCAUUUAAUUAUUAAUAGUCUUUGUAUCUCAAUCAUUGUCUGUGGUUAAUCCACCUUCUACAAUAUUAAUCUAAAUGAAAAUGAUACAAGUCUAAAUGUAACUGUUAU